GCAUCUCUGACUCCGUCUAUCUACUUACACAACCUCACUGUUACUUUUCUGUAUAUUUAACGUUAAUAACAUGCAUCCUUACGGAGGAGUACCAUAUUGUCCAAGAUGCUCAAAGGCGGUCUACGCGGCAGAGCAGAUUAUGGGCCCCGGACGGAUGCUCUAUCAUAAGCCAUGCUUGGCUUGUACAACUUGUAACAAACGUCUAGACUCACUCUCGUUGAUGGAACACGACAAAGAACCAUACUGUAAACAAUGUUACAACAAGAGUUUCGGACCGCGAGAUCUCCGACAGGCCAAUCUCCCACAUCGUGACGACCUGCCACCGCCGCUAUCCACGUCCCCUGUGCGGCCCACCCUCACCGGCUCUCCGGCGAGAUCAUUCAGGAGCACUUCACCUACCCGAGAGGAGAUAGAGACGGAGGCGCGGUUUGAGCGGGCAAAGAGAGGUCCACCAGAACGCAUCGGUUCCCCAUCGAGCUCAGUACAAGCGAGAGUGCUUGCGAAGCGGAUGGAGAACCUUGCUGUCAGUGAAGAGGCUGAGAAGGCGCUCAUUAGACCAGAGGAUGAUUCUAGCCCAGUAAACGGCGACUUCGACAGAAUUGAAGAGGAGGAAGAGGACGACGAGGACGAGGGUUUCGAGAGACAAAGAAAGCCAGAGGAGCGGGAAUUUGAACGCAGCACACCUGGCAUCCCGCGUACGAUUCCUCUCACCCCAACACACCUUGCACGCAGCCAAAGCGCAGGUGCCUCUCCGCGACCUCAUAGUCCAACGUCUCCGAUAUCCGCUUCACACGCUCUACCAGGCUCGCCUACACCUUUGAGGCAAACAAUGACAGGAACGCGUUAUGGUGCCGCACUGGCCGGUCAAAAUACGGGUACAGGCAACGGGCGCGGGGGUAGUCCACGGUUUGCAAUGCCGGGCACGAGCACGCCCUUAUGUGCACGCUGUUCCAAGCCUGUUUACUUUGCGGAACAAGUGAAAGCGAAUGGACGGGUAUUUCACAAGCCGUGCCUGCGUUGCACAGAUUGUAAUACUGCUCUAGAUUCGGCCAGACUCGCGGAAAAGGGCGAAAAAGUUGUGUGUAGGAGCUGCUAUAGCAAACUUUAUGGCCCUAAAGGAAGUGGAUAUGCUCUAUUGGGCAAGGCGGGUGCUUGAAUAUCACAUACUAUUUGCUGAGAAGGAUCAAAGAAGAAAUGUAUAUGUAUAAUGUUAACGACCUGUCCUUAUUUUCCUAACUUAUACCCUUUGUGCCUGUAUCCAUUGUAUGUGCUGUUUCAAUGAUAUGCCUAUACGGAUGGGUUUGGGGUUAACUCACAUUGUAAUGCGC
This is a messenger RNA of Fomitiporia mediterranea MF3/22, 1328 nucleotides long. RefSeq names its product LIM-domain-containing protein. NCBI's taxonomy places the organism in Eukaryota, Fungi, Basidiomycota, Agaricomycetes, Hymenochaetales, Hymenochaetaceae. The transcript is spliced from 7 exons. Bases 71 to 1156 code for a protein of 361 amino acids. Gene Ontology annotation, cellular component: cytoplasm. The record is from RefSeq and is a predicted model, not a curated record. Gene Ontology annotation, biological process: actin cytoskeleton organization.